AUGGUUGCAAUUGAAAUGGCAAAAGAAAUUGAGGAAGAAUCUGAAACAACAGUUGAUGCUGAUUUGACCGAUAAACAGAAACAUCAGUUGAAACACAGGGAACUCUUUCUGUCACGCCAGUAUGAAUCUCUGCCUGCAACACACAUCAGGGGAAAAUGCAGUGUUGCCCUUCUGAAUGAGACAGAGUCAGUAUUGUCAUAUCUUGAUAAAGAGGACACCUUUUUCUACUCAUUGGUCUAUGACCCCUCACUAAAAACACUACUAGCCGACAAAGGUGAAAUCCGCGUGGGACCUAGAUACCAAGCAGACAUUCCAGAAAUGCUCUUAGAAGGAGAAUCAGAUGAGAGGGAACAGUCAAAAUUGGAAGUCAAAGUUUGGGAUCCAAAUAGCCCACUUACGGAUCGACAGAUUGACCAGUUUUUAGUUGUAGCACGCGCCGUCGGGACGUUCGCGAGGGCCCUUGACUGCAGCAGUUCCGUGCGGCAACCCAGCCUGCACAUGAGUGCCGCCGCCGCCUCGCGGGACAUCACCUUGUUUCAUGCUAUGGAUACCUUGUAUAGACACAGCUAUGACUUGAGCAGUGCCAUUAGUGUCUUAGUACCACUUGGAGGACCUGUUUUAUGCAGAGAUGAAAUGGAAGAAUGGUCAGCCUCUGAAGCUAGCUUAUUUGAAGAGGCACUGGAAAAAUACGGCAAAGACUUCAACGACAUACGUCAAGACUUUCUUCCUUGGAAAUCACUGACUAGCAUCAUUGAAUAUUACUACAUGUGGAAAACUACUGAUAGAUACGUGCAGCAGAAACGUCUAAAAGCAGCAGAAGCUGAGAGUAAACUGAAACAAGUAUAUAUCCCAACUUACAAACCAAAUCCCAACCAAAUAUCCACCAGCAAUGGCAAGCCUGGUGCUGUGAAUGGAGCUGUGGGGACCACGUUCCAGCCUCAGAAUUCCCUUUUAGGGCGAGCCUGUGAGAGCUGCUAUGCUACCCAGUCUCACCAGUGGUAUUCUUGGGGCCCACCUAAUAUGCAGUGUAGACUAUGUGCAAUUUGUUGGCUUUAUUGGAAAAAAUAUGGCGGCCUGAAAAUGCCCACCCAGUCAGAGGAAGAGAAGUUGUCUCCUAGCCCUACUGCAGAGGACGCUCGUGUUAGAAGUCAUGUGUCCCGCCAGGCCAUGCAGGGGAUGCCAGUCCGAAACACUGGGAGUCCAAAGUCUGCGGUGAAGACCCGCCAAGCUUUCUUCCUUCACACUACAUAUUUCACAAAAUUUGCUCGUCAGGUCUGCAAAAAUACCCUCCGGCUGCGGCAGGCAGCGAGACGGCCGUUUGUUGCUAUUAAUUAUGCUGCCAUUAGGGCAGAAUAUGCAGACAGACAUGCUGAACUAUCUGGAAGUCCACUGAAAAGCAAAAGCACUAGGAAGCCUUUGGCAUGUAUCAUUGGGUAUUUAGAGAUCCAUCCUGCAAAGAAACCUAAUGUAAUCCGAUCUGCACCGAGCCUGCAAACCCCCACCACCAAGCGGAUGCUCACUACCCCGAACCACACAUCUCUGAGCAUUCUGGGGAAAAGAAACUACAGUCAUCACAACGGUCUGGACGAGCUCACGUGCUGCGUGUCGGACUGAGCCGUCCCCGUCUCAUCCUGCAACCCCAGCCUUGCUGCACUGCCCUGCUGAUGUUCACAGUCGUGCCUGAUGUUCACAGUCACAGCCCCGCUCCCAGGACCUUUCGGUGGGGUCCCCCGCGUGCUCCCCUGAGGCCGCGGGGGGCAGGGAAGGAACCGUGGAUGUGCACGUUCCAGAGCUGCGUCUCCGCCCGCUUUCUUUCAAGAGACCUCGCUGUCCCAGCACGGGCCCUGCUGGGAGUCGUGGGCUGAGUGGCCUCCCACUUCCGCAGCCUCCUCCCUCCAUGGCCCGCGCCCCCCCCAGGCUCCUGGCAGCCGGGCCGCCCUGCAUGUGUCCGCCCUGCUCGCCUCACGCUGUUUAGUCAUGCACGGAAGGGCCGUGGCACCGCUCUGAAGGGACUUUCCUAGGGAACACGCCAGUGUCUAUGCAGGUCCCAGUGCUUCCCUGUCCUCUCCGUGACCGUCGCUCCGCUUUCCUCCGUAGGCUUUUAAAUGGGGGACGUUGCUGUCACCCUGCGUCCUGGGUUUGACCCUCUCCCACUCCUCAAGGCACAGAAUCACCCCAGCUUCUGACAAAAGGAAUCCGUGAACAUGCCGUCUGGAUUCUGUCAUCAGAGAGAGGCCUGCGUCCUGCUUGGCUCUGCUUGGUGUCAGACGGCUCCAGCCAGAGCAGGUGUCAAGUGUGCCAAGCGUGUGCACGUCACUAUGACAAGCCAUUUGCCCUCUGCCCUGCCCUCUCAC
Carlito syrichta (Philippine tarsier) is the source of this 2354-nucleotide messenger RNA. RefSeq names its product metastasis associated 1 family member 3 (gene MTA3). Gene Ontology annotation, biological process: negative regulation of transcription by RNA polymerase II. Lineage: Eukaryota; Metazoa; Chordata; Mammalia; Primates; Tarsiidae. Gene Ontology annotation, molecular function: sequence-specific DNA binding; histone deacetylase binding; transcription corepressor activity. Gene Ontology annotation, cellular component: NuRD complex; nucleoplasm. The transcript is spliced from 15 exons. The record is from RefSeq and is a predicted model, not a curated record. Bases 1 to 1614 code for a protein of 537 amino acids.